AUGGGCUUCGCAAGUCAGCCUUCUUAUACAAAUGCGCAGCCUAUUAGUCUCCGGUCAAGAUCUUUCAUUUAUGCUGAUGAUCGGGCAACAGCAGUUCAGGCAUUAAACUACAAGGGUAUUGAGGAAAUACUAGCUGAGAACCUGGAAAAUCUCACCAACUAUUACAAUAAAAAUCAGCUGAAAUCCAAUACAAAACACCUAGGUGAAAUAUAUCAUCGCCUGUGUCUUGAUGAGGAUUUGCUAGUGAGAAGAAUGGCACUGUCUAUGUUCACUGGUAUAGCUGAAGAAGCUGAUGUCACAUUCUAUGCUUCCCACCUUGUGCCUAUUUUGGAGACGUUUCUGGAAGAUAAGACAAAAUCGAGCCAGACAAAAUCGAGCCAGACAAAAUCGAGCCAGACAAAAACUAGCCAGACAAAAACUAGCCAGACAAAAUCGAGCCAGACAAACUCGAGCCAGACAAACUCGAGCCAGACAAACUCGAGCCAGACAAACUCGAGCCAGACAAACUCGAGCCAGACAAACUCGAGCCAGACAAACUCGAGCCAGACAAACUCGAGCCAGACAAACUCGAGCCAGACAAACUCGAGCCAGACAAACUCGAGCCAGACAAACUCGAGCCAGACAAACUCGAGCCAGACAAACUCGAGCCAGACAAAAUCGAGCCAGACAAAAUCGAGCCAGACAAACUCGAGCCAGACAAAAUCGAGCCAGACAAAAUCGAGCCAGAGCUAA
Molecule: messenger RNA, 732 nt
Organism: Schistocerca nitens (vagrant locust)
Lineage: Eukaryota; Metazoa; Arthropoda; Insecta; Orthoptera; Acrididae
Product: probable elastin-binding protein EbpS
Exons: 3
Coding region: 1-732 (243 amino acids)
Source: RefSeq, a predicted model, not a curated record